AGAUUUACACCGCGUCACCUUGCGGGCGCCAUCUUGGCUCCAUGUGAGCUGUCUGUUUGACAGGCAGGAUGUUGGUAAUGGGUGAAGGUGACCGUAGUUGUGAAUAAAAACUUUAAAAAUGUCUACGUUUCGUGUAGUGAGGAGGAUGUUCUGUGUCGCGGCCGAAACAGCUGCAGCUCCGGUCGCAGGCAGCAGAUGGGAGAGACUGAAAAAGAGCAAAGCGGGUGUGUGGUGUCGCGGCCUGGUGACGGACUACAAAGAGGCGUGUCGGGAGAUAUUCGUGGGAGCGUGGGAGCGACCAAUCAAAGCCUCGGUAUACGGGACUCUGCUGGGCGGGGCCUUGGCCUGUUUUUACACUAAACCUGAUCAGUCAUCAUUCGAGGCCGCCCUUCUGGAUCGCUCAAAUGAGCUGGGCCUCCUGUCCCCCUGGAUCCGUAACGCCACCUCCGACGGCCACGUGCAGAGUCUGGUAAAGCUUCGUAACGAGGGACGCCUCCGUCACAUCAGCUUUGGUUUACUUUCCCUGGUUUACCGUGCAGACUACGACCUGGCCGCCUCCCUGUACGAGGCCCAGUGCUCCAACCUGUCGGUGCCCUGGAGGGAGCUGCAUCAGCGGGUGCUGGAUGUGGGAUUUGUUGGCUUUUGGUGGGUCCUGGACUCAAAGAUGAAGGACUAUGAUGUAAAUGAUGAUGAGUUCAAGCACCUGCCAGUAUACAUGCAGCACACUGCCGCUCCUAGUGUUCAGGAAGUGGAGAGGAGUGAGAGGCUGCAUAAAGAGUCGUGGUUACCUCCGGCUGUGGAGGAGGAGGAGGCGGGAACAAAAGUAGUGGACCGAAAAGAGGAAGUCAUGAGUGAGGAGAGCCAAAUUAAAGAGGAACAGACUCCAGCCUGAGUUUAUCACAGACAUUUCAAACAUUCUGGAUGUCAAACGGUAGCCUACCAGAGUACUUAUAUCCUUUUUUACAUAACGUCUAACUCAACAAACUGCUGUGAGCUGACGCUUUACAACCUGCAACUUUCCCAAUGGUUUACUGCUACAAACCAGGAAAAGUAAACGUCAUAAAAACAUAACAUUUGUUAUUUUUAUUUAUUGUCACAUGCUAUUUUGUUUCACAUAAAAUAUAAGAAACCAUUAAAGCUAUAAAACAUGUCUCAAUAAAUCAA
This is a messenger RNA of Notolabrus celidotus (New Zealand spotty), 1164 nucleotides long. It is a transcript of the gene timm29, whose product is annotated as translocase of inner mitochondrial membrane 29. The transcript is spliced from 2 exons. Bases 119 to 892 code for a protein of 257 amino acids. Lineage: Eukaryota; Metazoa; Chordata; Actinopteri; Labriformes; Labridae. Gene Ontology annotation, cellular component: TIM22 mitochondrial import inner membrane insertion complex. The record is from RefSeq and is a predicted model, not a curated record. Gene Ontology annotation, biological process: protein insertion into mitochondrial inner membrane.